AUGCUCGUCACUCCUCUCGCUCAUCACUCCUCUCGCUCGUCACUCCUCUCGCUCGUCACUCCUCUCGCUCGUCACUCCUCUCGCUCGUCACUCCUCUCGCUCGUCACUCCUCUCGCUCGUCACUCCUCUCGCUCGUCACUCCUCUCGCUCGUCACUCCUCUUGCUCGUCACUCCUCUCGCUCGUCACUCCUCUCGCUCGUCACUCCUCUCGCUCGUCACUCCUCUUGCUCGUCACUCCUCUUGCUCGUCACUCCUCUUGCUCGUCACUCCUCUUGCUCGUCACUCCCCUUGCUCGUCACUCCCCUUGCUCUACCAGGAGGUCCGCAAGCUGCUGCUGCACGUGGCAGCACAUGUUGCCUGCCAAUAAAAACUCAUUUCUUUCCCAAUCCUCCCCCUUUUUUUAUUCAAGCUCAGGAGGACCGCAAGCUGCUGCUGCACGUGGCAGCGCACGGCACAAGGCAGUGGAGGGCCGUUGUCAACCGGGGGUUGCUGCCAGGCCGGGAUAGCAAGGCCUGCUGCAACCGAUUCAUCGUGCUCAAGAGGAAUUUCUUUAAACGCCAGGAGCAACGACUUCAUCAGCCCGAAGCAGCGCUACAGCUGGACUGUCCGGAUGUGCUCGCUGCUGCUUCCGGGGCCGCUUGUGCAGAACCGUCUGUGGAGGGUGAUGUGUACGAUGAUAAGAGCAGGGGCGGCAGCAUGCCUUUUGCACCGACUCAAAAGUCAGAUUGUGCAGAACCGCCUGCGGAGGCCGCGGGCGGCAGCAUGCGUCAUGAUGCGGCUGGGGGCGGCAGCACCAGUGGCAGCAUCGCUGGUGAUCAUUAUGUUGAGGCGACGGGAGGAGGCGUGCUGCAUGUCGGUACUAUGAGUGAUGGCAUUGUUGAUUAUGGCACCACCGGUGUCGGCAUUGCUAGUGACAACAUCACCAGUGACUGCAUGACAUGUGUCUCCUUCCCAGCGCAUUACCAUGAGUUGCUGGGAGGAGGCGUGCUGCAUGGCGGCACAGAAUGUGGCACAACCGGUGUCCGCGUUGCCAGUGACGGCAUGACAUGCGCCUCCUUCCCAGCGCAUGAUACUGAGAUGCGGGGAGGGGGCAUGCUGGAUGGCGGCACAAAGGGUGGCACCACCGCCAGUGACGGCAUGACAUGCGCCUCCUUCCCAGCGCAUGACACUGAGAUCGCACAACUUACCAUCGCGCCUCCUGCCAUCUCACUCCCUCCCAUCUCACUCCCUCCCAUCGCACUCCCUACUACCCUCGUGCCUGUUGUCAUCUCACUCCCUCCCAUCGCAUUCCCUCUCAGCACCCUUCCACCCUUCAGACUCCCUCUCAGCAUCCUCUCUCCCGUCACACUCCCUCCCAUCACACUCCCGCGAAUCACACCUUCUGCCAUCACACUCCCGCCCAUCACACCUCCUACCAUCACGCCAGCUGCGCGGUCUGCCCCCACACAUGUGGGGCUACAUUCCAAGUAA
This is a messenger RNA of Closterium sp. Naga37s-1, 1470 nucleotides long. Lineage: Eukaryota; Viridiplantae; Streptophyta; Zygnematophyceae; Desmidiales; Closteriaceae. The record is from the annotation of a GenBank genome assembly.